AUGGAUUUAGAGGACAUGUCAGACUCCGAGCAAGAGAGGUUUUGGGAGGAGACCAUGGAUGCAGUUGAACAAGAGCUCACACAAGGCCAUCCACAUUCUGAAGCUGAUGAAGAGGCCAAUCUCAACAUAUCCGCUUCAACAAGUCAGUCUGCUGGAAGGAGAGCUCCUAGGACCAUCCUUGGGAGGAGAACAACCAGAUCUAGCAAAGGUCCUACAUCAACUCCUAAAACUCCCUCCAAUACUGCUGCUGCCGCUGCUGCUUCUUUUAGUAGGGAAGGAAUUAGGGUAAAGAUGCCUAUUAUGAGGCCCCCAUCAGCUCCAAGUCCAGCAGCCACUCCAAGGCCCACAGCUCCAAGUCCAGCAGCCACUACAAGGCCCACAGCUCCAAGUCCAACAGCCACUCCAAGGCCCAACCCACCAUUUAGGCCCCCACAAAUACGGCCCGUUGGACCUACUUCAACUGUUGUCCCUGGUUUAGGAGUUGCAAACACCACAAGGACUCCCGUGGUGUCAAAUGAAACCAUGAAUGGAGCUAGUAAAGCAACAACUUCUAGGUUCUCUAAGUUCAUGCCAAAUCAGUCUGGUUGA
Arachis ipaensis is the source of this 588-nucleotide messenger RNA. The record is from RefSeq and is a predicted model, not a curated record. NCBI's taxonomy places the organism in Eukaryota, Viridiplantae, Streptophyta, Magnoliopsida, Fabales, Fabaceae.